Messenger RNA from Blastomyces dermatitidis ER-3, 4362 nucleotides. Its product is annotated as ankyrin repeat protein. The transcript has 6 exons. The record is from RefSeq and is a predicted model, not a curated record. NCBI's taxonomy places the organism in Eukaryota, Fungi, Ascomycota, Eurotiomycetes, Onygenales, Ajellomycetaceae. Bases 2623 to 4149 code for a protein of 508 amino acids. Gene Ontology annotation, molecular function: protein binding.
UGUGACGUGACGCUCCAUAUAUCUGUUCUCGUCCGCGGCCUGUCCCCGUGAGUCUGUUUGCUGGUUUAACUUGCGUUUUCUUUUAUGCGGCAUCAGUCGUUAUUUUUCUCUGUGAGCGGUGCAUCCAAGCACACCGGCUCGAAUCGCAAAGGGCUCGAGGAACGUCAGACAGACUCGAUCUGAGCAACUAUCAGAAUGACGCAUAUGUACAUCAGAAUGGAACAGAUUGAUUUGUCUGUUAUCAUAUGCGUCAAGAGCUGGAACGGCACCAACCCCACUGGGUAGAACAUAUGAAUAUUCAUCAUGCUAUACAGGACGUCUGUACGAAGUAUACUGUUUCCAAACCCUCAUAAAAAGCAUUAUGUUUACGUCCAGUUCUGCGCCUGCUCUGAAAUCACCCUUCAGGGUAAUGGCGCUUUGUUUCUAACAUUAUGUUGGAAAUGACUUGCUACCCGAUCUUACAUAUAUCUACGCGAUAGCACCGUUACAUGUCUCUCGCGCUCGGCCUGUUCACAGCAUCUAAACAAUUUUCUAUUCGAAGGGUCGUUCUCUUGGGAAUUAGAAACUAUUUUCAUUCCAAGUUAUUCUCAGCUCAGCGCGAAAAAUCCUCUAAAUGCUUACAACCACCUUCUUCCCCAGUGUACGCUUUGAGGUUUCGAGGGCGUCCUGAAUAGCUCCAAGCCCUUUUCCGGCGACUAGUGGAUCUGGUGCUAUGCUGUACCUCCCCGCCUUAAGGGCAUCCGGCAAGAAAUCUUCAUAUACCAUCUUUCCUACAUUCUUGUCCAUAUCCUCACCCUCUAGCCCCCGGAUGCUUACUGCUAGGAUGGCCUUUCCUGUCACACCUGGAGGCACCCACGCAUCUUCGAGAUCAUCGAUCGUCGAGGUGACGGUUUUAACCCCAUCAACCUGAGAGACUGCCUCUGAAGUCUGCUUGAACGUCUUUUCUGUUCCAAUCGCAUCCAAGGCACCAGCAAGUUUCUUGCCUCGAAACGCCUCCUUUAACUUGUCGAUCACGGAUGCGUCAUUAUAGUCUACUACAUGAUCUGCACCCAGUCGUUUCGCGGCAGCGAAGUUUCUGGGCGAUGCCGUCACAAUGACAUCGCACCCAGCAGCGACUGCUAGCUGGAUAGCGUUGCUGCCGACACUACUCGUUCCACCCCAAAUUAGAACGGUUGUAGACGUCUUUGUCGGAUUCAAACUGGGCUUGGGGAGGGCUAAGCCGUCCUCGUGAAAUAAUGCGGCCGAUGCAGUCGACACUCCUAAAGGAAGCACAGCUGCACUUUCAAAUGGUAGGGAUGGCGGAAUAGGCGAUGCCAUGUUCGAAAAGAGAACGGUAUAAUUUUGGAAUCCCCCGUGCCUUUCGUCCUCCGUUAUAAAGCUCAGGGCGUGACCGAGGACGCGAUCGCCAAUGCUGAAUCGAGUGACAUCGCUACCCACUUCGACUACUUCCCCGGCGACAUCCACACCCAGAAUCAAUGGGUACUUGAACAUAGCCCAUGGAGUGUCCUGCAUUUUCCAGUCGAGCUGGUUCAUGGCAACUGCGGCAUUCUUGAUCACGAUCUCAUUUUCGUCCGCAUACCUAUCCUCGGCUUCACGCACAGAAAGGGGCUUCUUCUUGUGUCCAGCAAGGAAAGCUGCAUAGUUGGUAGACAUAUUUUUGCUAGGUAUGCGGGAGGUCAAAGCGAUACAUUGAAUACUUUGGCACGAGCAGUUGGACGUGAUGACACACUCUGAAACUUUUGUGUAUUUUGGCAAUCACAUCUCCGCUCAUGGAGCCCAAUUGGCAGUAUAAUAUACGUUUCCGUGAAUUUCAAUGUUUUGAUAACACACUGAGGGCUCUCUCCUCCCACCACUCUAACCCCAGCUAGCUGCAAGUGCUCCAACCUAGUCACUGGAUUUAAAAAUUUAUCAUUCUAGCAGGUAUACGAAAGCCCGCAGGGAAUAUCCUCCACUAAGAAUCAAAAAGGAGAUGGGGGAAGGAAAUACUUUAGGCCUGAACACCACAGCCUUUUCAAUUUUAAAGCAAAUUUUAGGCUAUGCUUAGUUUCGCCUUGGCCAGCUUUGCGAGAACCACUCGAUCACUCUACCUUAUUCAUCCCCGCGUAUCCACCGGAGUGAGUUACAUGCAAUAUUUUUCAUGGAUUUUGGGCCGCCUGGAAUACUUGCCCACAGAAUAGCGUGAAUGAAUCACGGCCUGCAGGUAUUUUCUGGUCGAGAUUCUUCACCAAGACUGAAAUUGCUCUUUAUUCAAUGCAUUGUUACUUGUCAAACGCUCAUUCGUCGGACAGGAUUUCUAAGUAAGAGGACGUCAUUCAGGAUACUACAGACCUCCAAAUAGCUUUUAGUGGUGAUGCACGAUUGUCGCAUGGCAAUGAAUCCUGGUUGCUAUGGUUCGCUACCUAACCGAAGAAGUUCAGAAAUCUGAUAAUUGUUGCCCCGAAUCUGCCGUGUCCAGAACGUUUGGUCUUGGAUCAAUAAUACAAAAUUGCAUAUUUAACGACGAGACAUAUUCUGUUCCUUUACCGAACCCCUUCAUAGUCACCAGGACGGUUGGAUAAAUCACCGGGACGACCUUCCCACUGCCCUUGCCUCUCUCAGAGGACAAAUAGAACGCUACGAAAAAUGUCGAUCUGGACGGCUGCUCAAAGCGGGAAACUGAAGGAAGGGAGGCUGCUGGAUAUACUGGGUGAGGACUCUUCUCUUCGGGAUCGUGAAGAUGGAUCAGGUAUGACUCCGCUGGGAUAUGCCUUGGAGAACAGGAAGGCAUCCGUGGUAAAGCUCCUCCUGGCCCACGGCGCCGACCCAGAUAAGCCGAUGGGGGAAACAAUGAACUUUCGGGACGGUAGGACACCAAUGUAUCUCGCUGCGAUAGCGAAGCCUGCCAGUCCUCGCAUGGUCCAGCUGCUUCUUGAGAAAAAGCCGACGACCUUCGACAAACCUAUUCCCUCACGUGGGAACCAAACCCCCUUGAUGGCUGCCAUUGCUAAGACAUCGAAUCCAGAAAUUGUUAAGUUACUCAUCAACGCGGGGGCGUCACUGGAUGCGCGGGACGAUAACGGUAAAACCGCACGCGAUCUAGCAGAUACGGUUUUGAACCCGGAAAUCAAGAAACAAAUCAAAGAUGCCUUUGAGCCACCGCUACGAAAAGGCGGAGGCAAAGGUGGUCUUCGGAGCUAUAUGACCAAGUGGGUGGUCGGCGUACUCGCCAAGUCCAAAGCCUGGAGGGCCUUCGGAUCCAUAUUCAAGUCUGCUUCCCGAUAUUUCCUCGGUAUCGCUUCCCCAGGCAGCUACUACCCUGAGGAGGAGCUUGACGAGGAACAACCUGAAACAGUGGAGGACUUCAAAAAUAGUCUGAACAAAGUAGUCAAUAACGACGGCCUUGGGAGAUUUUUCCCCCCUGGAAAUACAUACGUCAAUGAAGUAGCCGAAAAAGCCGCUGCUCUUAAGAACGAUCCGAACAAUUGGUUGAAGUCACCCAGUCAGCUACAGGGUCUUGCUACUGUGGCUCUUUACAAACCCAUUCUCUAUUGUGAUGACAGCUACUCCAUGAAUGAAGAAGAUCGCUGGUGCAAACAAGCGGAACUCGCCAAACGCAUCACCGAUAUUGCAACGCGGGCGGACCCAAACAAUAGAGGUAUUUAUUUUCGCUUGAUCAAUACAACCCUAUAUAACGCCGACAAUCUCGAUGGAAAUGCGGUAUUGCAGACACUCAACUUUAGACCAAAUGGGUAUACACCACUUGGGACCAGGCUCAGGGAGCGAAUUCUUAAUCCGCUUGUUUAUGCGCCCCUAAGUUCUGGUGGGCAGCUGGAACGCCCCUAUCUAGUCAUGAUCAUCACCGACGGAUUCCCAUCUGGUGAAAGUCAAGAUCAACUACGCAACGAGAUACUAGAGUGCAGCCAAUUCCUUGGGACAAAGGGUUACAGGAAAGAUGCGGUCCGAUUCUGCCUCAGCCAAAUCGGAACGGAUGACGAAGCAAAAGACUUUAUGAACAAACUGGAUAUGGAUGAUGAAGUUUUGCAGGUGCUUUACAGAACAUCCGAACUCCUCGAUGCGAGAUACGAUGAGCUCAGAAAGAACGAAGCUGAACUAGAAGAUUGGUUACUCUCCAUGUUGCUCUCUCCGGUGCAGACCUUGAAUGCCGAAUAAAGGAAUCUUAGUAGUGACUUUGCAGGCAACGUUACAUUAGAGCUAUUUCCUAAUAGUGGUAGUUGAUUUUCCGCGCUGGGAGCCACAGCCUGCAAAGUCCUAGAGACUGCGGAGCAUUAGCAUUAGCGUAGGCAGGGCAGAGUGCGAAAUUACAUUACAAUGAAAUAGAUUUAUGAGUACGAGCAUUACCUUAGUCUUCAUGCAAGCCUUGCG